Lactuca sativa (garden lettuce) is the source of this 1066-nucleotide messenger RNA. Its product is annotated as Heavy metal transport/detoxification superfamily protein. Lineage: Eukaryota; Viridiplantae; Streptophyta; Magnoliopsida; Asterales; Asteraceae. Gene Ontology annotation, molecular function: metal ion binding. The record is from RefSeq and is a predicted model, not a curated record.
CCAUGAUUGAACUUUAUUAACUUGUAACCGAUACCAAAAACAUCCUAUGUAAUAAUAUGAUUAUAAAUAUUUAAUUAUUAGUCAAACAACAUGCAUAUUUACUAUGUCAUUCCCUAAAUUACUCUUAAAAGUAAAUAACAUUCAACAAUAAUCGAACGUCAGAAUCGUUGUUAUUUCCUGAAGCAUCUUCACCCGACCCCUUCGAUUUUUAAAAGACAACUGUUUGACACAUGGUUGUUAAGGGUCCCACCAACUUCUGAUAAAUAAGUAGCGAUCGAUAACUUACUUACCCACCAUUCACAAGAAGAAAAAAAGAAAUGGGAGUUGCAGGAACAUUGGAGUACAUAUCCGACUUGAUGAGCAGUGGUCAUAAACAGAAAAAGAAGAAGCAGCAGCUACAGACAGUCGAUCUGAAGGUCCGAAUGGAUUGUGAUGGUUGUGAGCUUAAGGUCAAGAAAGCUCUCUCUUCUCUUUCUGGUGUGAAGAAGGUUGAAAUAAACAGGAAACAACAGAAGGUGACAGUGAGUGGCUAUGUAGAAGCAAACAAGGUACUGAAAAAGGCCAAGUCAACUGGUAAAAAAUCAGAGAUUUGGCCAUAUGUGCCCUACAAUCUUGUGGCACAGCCCUACGCUGCUCAAGUAUAUGACAAGAAAGCACCUCCUGGUUAUGUCAGAAAGGUAGACACCACUGGUUCAGUUGGUGUUACCAGAUACGAAGACCCUUCCUACUCUUACAUCACCUUGUUCAGUGAUGAUAACCCUAAUGCAUGUUCGGUUAUGUAAGUACAUAACUACGGUUGUCAAGACGGUAUCGUUUUGAAGCCUUUUUUGAGUAACCCACGUAUAGCCUACGGUUAUGAAUGUAUGAUGGGGUUGCUGGGGUUUGAGAAACGUAUAAAGCCGGUGGAUGUAUGUUUGAAGGAACCUCUAGUAAUUAACAUGCUAUCUCUUGCCAAAAGUAUUUCUUUUUAUAUUGUAGUACUAAAUAAAAUGUUCUUUCUAACAAUCUGAUGUUAAAUAUAUCUAUUGGAUAACUAAAUAUUAAUGUGGAGAUCGGUUUUGGUUUA